Chaetomium fimeti is the source of this 1301-nucleotide messenger RNA. RefSeq lists its product as uncharacterized. Lineage: Eukaryota; Fungi; Ascomycota; Sordariomycetes; Sordariales; Chaetomiaceae. The record is from RefSeq and is a predicted model, not a curated record. The coding region runs from base 112 to 1113 and encodes 333 amino acids. Gene Ontology annotation, cellular component: membrane. The transcript is spliced from 4 exons.
CAUAACUACCGGCAACCGGGAACAACAAGGCCUCGGCGCCACCCUCACACCCACGAACAUUCGUGAAGUUCACCCCUCACCGCCUAACCGUACGUGUUCUAGCUUUCCGCCAUGUCGGACGGGAAUCCCGUGCCUGAUAGCGUCUACUUCUAUGCGCCCAACAAGGUGCCCGCCAUCUUGUUCGCGGCCGCCUUCGGAGUGACGGGGCUAUUUCAUCUUUGGCAAUGUUUUUAUUACACAUCUUGGGCACCUGUGACCGGAUUUCUCCCGUUCUUCUGUGCCCUCCUGACAGCGGGCUAUGCGACCCGCGGCUAUGGAACGGAUCAUUACGAUGAUCCGCAAGUUUAUACAGCCAGUAUACUGUUGCUCUACGCCGCACCCCCCCUCCUCCAACUCACCAACUACCUCAUCCUGACGCGCGUCUUCCACUUCGUGCCCUACUGCGCGCCCAUGCACCCCUCGCGCAUCAUCGUCGCCUCCUCCGCCUUCGCCGCCGUCAUCGAGCUGCUCACCAUCGCGGGCAUGGCCUACCUGACCGACCGCACCGCGCCCGACAAGUCGCUGGGCAUCGGCGAGACGCUGACCCGGGCCUCGCUGGUGCUGCAGGUCAUGGUGACGGGCGUGUUUUUGCUGCUCGCGGGCUUCUUCUACUACAAAUGCCGCGAGGGCCGCAUCCGCAACGCCCGCGUCGCGCGCCCGUUGUUCGUGUCGUGCGCGAGUAUACUGUUGGUGUUGGGGCGGACGAUUUACCGCACCGUGGAGCAUUUUGGUGUGCCGGCGUCGAGGGAAGGGGUGGAUCCGAUGAGCUUGAGCCCCAUGGUGCGGUAUGAGUGGUACUUCUAUGUGUUUGAUGCGGCGUUUAUAUUGCUGGCCACGGUGCUGUUGAACAUUGCGCACCCGGCGCGCUAUCUGCCUGAGAAUCCCCGCCUGUAUCUCGCGCAGGACGGCAAGACGGUGUUGAAGGGGCCGGGGUGGAACGAUUCGCGGUCAAAGACGGAGACCAUCUUCAACCCGUUUGCGAUGCUCAAGUCUGAUGGCCCGCGUCAGAAGAAGUUUUGGGAGCAGAAUGGGUACCAUAUGCGUGGUGUGAGGAGGCCCGGGGCAGGGCGGUAGGGUCCGGCGGGGGAUUCGGUUAGUAUUCGGGGUCAUUGACAGGGUUUGAGCUCGGGAUAUUUGGAAUGCGAUUGUAGGGUCCGGAGUCCCGUAUAUGAUCACAAGUAGGCUAGUCACGGUAGUCCCCGCCUGCAUUGCCGAGGCACUAAUGCGAAUAAGUAUCCGGGUUGGCUUAGAAGAUCAAAAAA